GAGCCUUAACGCUUUGACUCCGGCGUAUACAUUUUCCACUUUUUUUUUUAAUUGUAUUUUUUUUCGCCUGACAAAAGAGCUAAGCAAACCAAGAUAGGCGGCUUGGGAACCAAGAUGUCGAACCGAGUGGUGUGCAGAGAAGCAAGUCACGCCGGGAGCUGGUACUCUGCUUCGGGCUCCCAGCUGAACGCACAGCUAGAAGACUGGCUGUCCAAAGCACAGUCCACCAUCAGACCUGCUAGAGCCAUCAUAGCGCCACAUGCCGGAUAUACCUACUGCGGUGCUUGUGCAGCACAUGCCUACAAGCAGGUUGAUCCCUCUGUUACUCGUAGGGUGUUCAUCCUGGGACCUUCUCACCAUGUGCCCCUCUCCCGCUGUGCCCUGUCACCUGCAGAAGUCUAUAGAACACCUCUCUAUGACCUGAGAAUCGACCAGAAGGUAUAUGCUGACCUCUGGAAAACUGGGUUGUUUGAGCGGAUGAGUCUGCAGACAGAUGAAGAUGAGCACAGUAUUGAAAUGCACUUGCCUUACACUGCUAAAGCCAUGGAGAGCCACAAAGACGAGUUUAGCAUCGUCCCUGUGCUUGUUGGUGCCCUGAGUGAGUCUAAGGAACAGGAAUAUGGGAAGCUGCUCAGCAAGUACCUGGCAGACCCUUCCAACCUUUUCAUUAUCUCAUCCGACUUCUGCCACUGGGGUCAGCGGUUCCGCUACACAUACUAUGAUGAAUCUCAAGGGGAGAUCUACAGGUCUAUCGAGCAUCUUGAUAAAAUGGGGAUGGGCAUUAUAGAACAGCUGGAUCCCAUGUCUUUCACCAACUACUUGAAGAAGUACCGCAACACCAUCUGUGGGCGUCACCCGAUUGGAGUGCUGCUAAAUGCUGUGGCUGAGCUGAGGAAGUCUGGUUUAGAAAUGAACUUCUCUUUCCUGAACUACGCCCAGUCGAGUGAGUGCAGGAACUGGCAGGACAGCUCCGUGAGUUACGCUGCUGGGGCACUCAUCGUUCAUUGAGGUCGACUUUCGCAGGGGCCACUGCAGCGCCGUCACCCUGCCCUUACUAUCUAUCGCCAUAACCUGACCCAGACACCCUCCCUCUCACCCCUCUCCCCCGUUACGCCCACUAUUUGCAGGAAGGACCUAGACACUCAAAGCCAAUACACAGUCUUCUUUCUCUGUCUGUCUCUCUCUCUCUCUCUCAGCUCUCCUCCGCCUUUCUCCACCCUCCUCUCAGUUUGAAGUGGGUCUCAGAGCUUUUGGUUGAAACAUUUAGUUUGAAGUGCAGUUUUUGAGAUUAUGUAGGAGCAGAUGAUCAGAGGAGAUAGGUGGGAAGAGUGCGUAUUAGUUUGGCUUGGAGUAAGCAUCGGGAGGGGGGAUUCUUAUUUGGGUUUUUGCAAGGACUGUAGUUGUCCUCUUAGUCUCUUUUUGUUUUACUGACAAACCGAUGGAUUUGAGUUGUAAUGAUGCAAUCUUCACAUUUGGACUUGGAGAUCUGUGCUCAUGUAAUUUGCAGCAGAAAAAGGAAUGAAAAUAAAACUGCAGAUCUUAAUAUGAGAAUAUUGAAAUGUUGCGAGAUGAAAAUGAAAUGAGUGUUUUGACUGACUGCUUCAAGCUACAUGCGACUUAAACUUUGAAAAGUGUGUCAUAGGUAAUUAAUACCAUUGCUCAACAUAUGUUGUAGUUGCUAACAAAGGGCUGCACCCAACAAAGUUCACUAACCCCCUACUGUACAAACCAAAAACUUUAUUACUCUGUUUAUUAAUAUUAUGUUUUAUUCAUAUUUUAUUCCUUUUUAUUUCUCCCUUUUUUUAGUAGUUUUAUUAGACGAGAUUAUUUACUCAAGUAGUAUAUAGAGUUGAACAAAAGCAGUGUUGUCCGUUAUGCUCCAAAGCCAUCGACAUGGGUUGCCCAGUAAAUUAGUGUGUGCAACACUGCUCCCAGAUUCCAAUUAUGUUCCUGUAGCAUUAAAGAUGUGUUUAGCAAGAGCCAGACUACUACAGCAAUGUAAUCAAAGCUGGAUAUUGUGUAAAUUACUCCAACACUGACACUGCUAGUCUUUGUUUACACUGCCACCUUGAAUCUGUAGUUAUUGGAUUGAGACCCGAGCAAGACUUGUAUGUCUUUAGUUACACGUUCAGUUCUGUAAGAGCAGCAAAGCUUUUGCUCAGGCCUGAACAAAGUGGCAAAGUGGUAGAGGCCUAGAUGGUCUGGUUAAAUAGAGGUUAUUAUAGCCGUUCUGUAGGUAGUAAUUUACAUUUUUGAUUUAAGAAGGCCAAACGUUAUUGGGAAGAUUUAAGUCUUUCCCCCUUAUUUAAAGGUUUGCGUUCCAGUUUUGUUGCUUCUCAGUAUAUGAGAACUCACUUCAGAAUUACUCCUGAGGCAGUAGGGGUAUAACUUAGGCGGGGUUAGCUAAAACAUAGACGAUAGAAUAGAUGGCUGGAGUCAUAAUGCUUUGCUGAAAGGUUUAAGAAUCUACCCAUAAAAGUGACAGAUGUUCCUUGCUGUAUUAUGGAUUUACUGGAUCUGAUUCUGUUUUAAAAAAAAAAUAAAAAAAGAAUAUUUGCAUGAGGUUGACAAUUAUUAACAAAAAAAAAAAAGAAUGUUUGUAGUGUAAUGUAGUCCGGCUGCCUGAAAUACUCCUCCAUAGAUUACCCAACUGCAUACAAAACCUGAUGAUUCAUAGUGGCAGUAUAGGCUUUUAAAGACAAUAUGAUAUAGGCAGCACACAAUGUCUGCUGUCCUGUCGUUUGAUAUUUUAAUAUCACUGACUGACUUUUGUUGCUGGAGUCAAGUAUUCCCACUUAAAUGAUGCAGUCCUUUAACAUCCCUCUCAGCACCAUAAGAGGCGUCGCACUUAGCAUUAAGCUACAAUGUCUGGUUGAACCAAGCGGGCACAGACUGACGUUAAUUUAAGGGAAACUAGUAAAGCAUGACACACUGUGCUAUUGUGCCUUUUAUCACUGUUGCACAUAUACAUUUACUGCGUAUUCUCACUUUUAGUCUUAUUUUAGAAUGUGUACUUUCUUUCAAUUUUUGUCUUUCCACGUUACCCUUCCCUUUGCCUCGUGCCCGACAGUGUCUCCAGCUCACCCAGCACUCGUGGAGUGUGUGACCUGUACCCCCCUCAUCUGUUGGUCUAAAAUGGCACCAACUGUUAACCCUUUCUCCAGCAGGGAGUGGUGUUCUGUUUUCUCCACGUCACCUCAUUCCUGUAGAGAGUAAAAGGCUGAACCUCAACACUGUUCAUUUUCUGUUUAUGGAUCUUUGUUUGUCUUUUUAGAAAUUGUUUUUGUAUUAUUUUUUUUUCUUGCUUAGAGAAUAGAAACUUACACGUCACAAACCUAAAAUAUACUACUUAACUACUCCCUAAAUGGAGUUAUUUUUAUCUCAGGUUCCACUGACAAAGCAUCCCAAAAGGCUCUUCAGAUAAGGCCGUGGAUUCAUGUUACAAAACAAGUAAAAUGUACUGCAAAAGCA
This is a messenger RNA of Morone saxatilis (striped sea-bass), 3471 nucleotides long. It is a transcript of the gene memo1, whose product is annotated as mediator of cell motility 1. NCBI's taxonomy places the organism in Eukaryota, Metazoa, Chordata, Actinopteri, Moronidae. The coding region runs from base 115 to 1008 and encodes 297 amino acids. The transcript is spliced from 9 exons. The record is from RefSeq and is a predicted model, not a curated record.